Aspergillus heteromorphus CBS 117.55 is the source of this 1247-nucleotide messenger RNA. RefSeq lists its product as uncharacterized. Bases 138 to 1247 code for a protein of 369 amino acids. The transcript is spliced from 8 exons. Lineage: Eukaryota; Fungi; Ascomycota; Eurotiomycetes; Eurotiales; Aspergillaceae. The record is from RefSeq and is a predicted model, not a curated record.
UAUUUAGGUAGCGGUUCCGUCGCGCGCUGGCCGACUUUGCUAGACUUAAUCAAUCCUUGCGGCUCCUGUUCUGCUGAAUGAAUGAAUGACUGCUGCUGCUGCUGCUGUUGUCAUGACCGCCUCGACCCUGCGAUAGCAUGGCCAACAGCACCAUCACGCCGGCCAUGGCGCCGCCGGCCGGCACGACCUCCAAUUUUGUCGACCCGCCCUCCGACGGGACCCGGUUUCUGGUCGUCAAUUGCAUCUUUCUCCCGUUGGCCGUGAUUGCGUUGGCGGUGCGGACCUGGACCCGCGUGGUGGUCGUGCGCAGUGUGUCCUGGGAUGAUUAUAUCAUGAUCGUUUCGGUGAUCCUCUCGUGUGUUCUUUCUGCCGUGACUCUGCGUAUGCUCAACUACGGCCUCGGGAGACACAUGUGGGAUGUGCCCGAGGACCACUACACUCCUUGGUUUCUCAAACUUAACGUCAUCGCCGCCAUCUUCUACUGUGCCGGCACCGGCUUCACCAAGGUCUCCGUGCUCAUCUUCUACCUGCGCAUCUUCCCCAGCCAGGGCUUCCGCCGCGCGGUGUGGACCAUCGUCUUCAUCGCCAUCGGAUACAACGUAGCCAGCGUGCUCGUCAACAUCUUCGCCUGCUACCCCAUCGCCGGGUCCUGGGAUUUCACCAUCACCGACAUCGCUUGCAUCGACCGUCCAGUGUUCUACUUUGCCAACGCCGGACUGGGCAUCUUUACCGAUUUCGCGACCGUCCUGGUUCCGAUACCAUGGCUACGCCGUCUCCAGAUGCCAAUGCGACAGAAGAUCGCCAUCGGGUUCAUGCUCGCGAUGGGCUGUUUUGUCGGUGUGGUUAGCUGCAUCCGACUAUCGAGUCUGUAUAUCCUGCUCAAGAGCACAGAUCUGACCUGGGUCACCACCAACGCACUCAUGUGGUGUACCAUCGAACUCAACCUCGGCAUCAUCGGCGGCUGCAUCACCGCCAUGCGUCCCUUCGUGCGCCGCUACUUCCCCCGACUGCUGGGCCUGUCUUCGUCCAGCGGCUACGGCGAGUCCGGGUCGCGCAAAUUCACCCAUCCCCUGAACUCGAUCCCGCGCGAUCACCCCGACUUCAGUAAUCGCAGCCACCACUACUCGACGCGGCUGCGCGGGGGCGCGGACAACGAGAGCGAGACGCAUAUUCUCCCUGAGCUGGGGUUUACGGAUGCGGAUGGGAUUACGCGCACGGUGGAAUUUAAGGUGCAGAAUACGAGGUAG